Molecule: messenger RNA, 597 nt
Organism: Prunus armeniaca (apricot)
Lineage: Eukaryota; Viridiplantae; Streptophyta; Magnoliopsida; Rosales; Rosaceae
Source: the annotation of a GenBank genome assembly
AUGGAGGAUUUUUGGGCUAGGUACAAGGAAUUUGGGAGGGAAGGUGAAAAGAUGUCUGAAAGUUCUGAUAGAGAAAGUCGUGACCCCCCUGCCUUUGGUGGCGAAGAUACUGAGAGUGAGGAGCCCAGCCAAUAUGUUUGUUCUGAAGAUGAGAGUUCCCAGACAGAGGGUGUGGUAGAAGAGGUUGUGACUGAUCGGGUUCUAACCUUGCCUCAUACACCAGAGGUGGGCUCGAGCAAUCAGGCAUCGCCGUCAGGGUCUGUGGGUGUAGCCGUGGCUUUAGCUUCAAAAGGGGUGGAUAUACGGGUUGGUGUCCCUUUGUUAAGGCGUAAUAUACUUACAGACGUAAAGUUGGCAGAGCUUCGGAUAGAGUUUAGUAUCCCACCCUCGGUGGGCCUGAGGUUACCCAGUGCUGCUGAUGUGGUUAGAUAUCCUCCGGAGGGAUGUGUGCUGAUAUUCACAGAUAUGUACCAGCAUGGCUUCAGACUACCAUCUCAUCCUUGGGUACAAAUGAUGUUGACUAAGCUGGGAUAUGCGCCAAGGCAAUAUAAUCCCAACUUUUGGAUUCUUCUUCAUGAGAUUUACAUUACUUGGUGA